AUUAAUUAAACAAUAAUAUAAAACAAUAAUAAAGAGUAUAAAAUUAAUAAAAAUUACAAUUAUAACAUUGUAGAUAUAUUGUAAUAUUAAUCAAUAAAAUGUCACAAAGUCGUUUAGAAAAAAUUGGAACAGUCUUUAGCAGAGUAACAUUAUUAGUAAAAGGUGGUGCUAUGAAGCCAGAUGAUAAACCUUUAUGGUACGAUAUAUACAAAGCUUUUCCACCAAAAUUAGAACCCAGAUUUGACAGACCAGCUCCAAAUAUAGCAAUAAAAGAUAUUUUUUACCAAGAAGAUAUCAUCAGAGCACAAGAGAAAAAGGAAGGUGUGGAAAAAGUGGAAAAAAUUGGAGAAAGCAAUAGAAAACUAAUAAACAUGGAGCUGUUUUCAGAUAAAGAUUAAUUUUUUUCAAUUACUCAAAUAGAAGGCUGUGUCAAGAGUAAUUGUAGUUGAAUGAAAUUUAAAUUUGUUUUUUUUUUAAGCUUGGAAUAAACAAUAAAAAAUAAAAUAAAUAA
Messenger RNA from Aphidius gifuensis, 511 nucleotides. Its product is annotated as 28S ribosomal protein S23, mitochondrial-like. Bases 99 to 398 code for a protein of 99 amino acids. The record is from RefSeq and is a predicted model, not a curated record. The transcript has 3 exons. Gene Ontology annotation, biological process: translation. Lineage: Eukaryota; Metazoa; Arthropoda; Insecta; Hymenoptera; Braconidae. Gene Ontology annotation, molecular function: structural constituent of ribosome. Gene Ontology annotation, cellular component: ribosome; mitochondrion.